Molecule: messenger RNA, 2503 nt
Organism: Penaeus monodon (black tiger shrimp)
Lineage: Eukaryota; Metazoa; Arthropoda; Malacostraca; Decapoda; Penaeidae
Product: cartilage oligomeric matrix protein-like
Biological process (GO): cell adhesion
Cellular component (GO): extracellular region
Molecular function (GO): calcium ion binding; chitin binding
Source: RefSeq, a predicted model, not a curated record
ACUAGUCUCUUCCCUUCCUUUCUCUCGUUUCUCCAGUGGGCAAAGGAGCUCCCUCUCUCCUAAGAAUACACCGUUCCUUUUCGCCUUCUUGGCUCUUAUACUGUACGUUCCGUCCUUUGUAGGGAUGGAAAAUUGCUAAUUCUGGGCCUACACAUUUUCUUCCCAUGAUGGAGAGGUGGAAUAUCUUCACGCUGAUAAUGGCCGUAGGGAUCGCCGUUGUCAUAGCAACUAGUAGACUCGAGUGUCCAGAAGAGGGAAGGUUUCCUGACCUCAAUGAAUGUGGGCGGUUUUAUGAUUGCACCUCUGACAGCAACGGCAGCUACGUCGUGACCAGGGAUUACUGCCGGGGCUUUGUGUACAACGCCACUGCCAGGACUUGUAGUAGCGAUGGUCGGUGUCACUCGCGCCGAGGCAGGAGCCCGCCUGUUGCAAGCCCCAGGCACUCUCAUCUGUGCGCAUCCAGACCCGACAGUUUCCAGUGUGCCGACUGCAAGAACUUGGUCCUGUGCGUCAAAGGGCAGGCUUUCAUCCGCCGGUGUACUAGCGGGGCAUUCUGCGAUAGGAGGAAGCAGUUCGGAGGCGCCGUGUGCUACCCAGGGUUACCUCGCGAGUGCACCUGCGAGAAGGCAAACGACCUACGCCAAGACUUUUACGACCCCCAGAGGUUUUUCUCCUGCGAGAAAGCCGGGUCGAGGCCCGUGGGUUACAGGUGCAAGGAUAACAUGAUCUUUGACGAAGGCCUUGGCCUGUGUCGGAACAGGGACAGCCCACUAUCAUGCACUCAGGCGGGCUUCUUUGCCAUUCCGAAAAGCUGCUCGGAUUACUUCUCCUGCAUCCAGCUCCGAUACGGCUGGGUACAGCGGUUCUUCAUGUGUACCAACAACAUGUACUUCAGCCAGAAAACCCAACAGUGCGAAGAUCCUUGCUCGGGGAAGUACGAGUGCACGAUAGAGGGCUACUUCGCCGAUCCGUUUGACGUGCGUCGGUUCUUCCUCUGCUUCAAAGAUCCGGCUCGGAUGAUAAAGAUCCAUUACCAGUGUCCUACAGACUAUGUUUGGAAUACGAACUUUACAUACUUAGAAAAACAAUGUGUGCGGGAUAGAAGGGGUAGAUCCCAAUCCCCGUGUUUCGUACCAAUCGAUGCAUGUCCAGAUGUCUAUACAUUUGAGGAAGCGGACAGAAGCAUGCUAAGAACAGAUGCAUGUGACCAAGAGCCUUGCUUCCCGGGAGUUUCCUGUAACCCAGCGCUCGAAUCCCCCUUCUACUCCUGCGGCCCUUGCCCCCCUGGUCGUGAGGGGGACGGAGUACUGUGUAAGUGUGGUGUUGGUUCAGCGGGAGACGGCGCGGAGUGCGGCCUCGACUCUGACCUCGACGGCUAUCCGGACAGUGACCUCGGCUGCUCUGACCCUCACUGCCGCCGAGACAACUGCCUCACAGUGCCAAACUCCGGCCAGGAGGAUACCGACGGCGACGCAGUAGGGGAUGCCUGUGACGACGACGCUGACGGCGAUGGCUUUGACACCGUCGAGGAUAACUGUCCUCUGGUCCCUAACCCUUUGCAAGAGGACGCGGACUUAGACAGAAGAGGCGACGUGUGUGAUAACUGCCCCUACCUCCCAAACCCCGAGCAGAGGGACACAGACGGGGACUCUGUUGGCGAUGACUGCGAUGAGGAUAUAGAUGAUGACGGGAUCCUCAACGAAAUGGACAACUGCCCUUUCAUCCCCAACGCCCACCAGAACGACACUGACGGCGACGGUGUAGGCGAUGUAUGCGACAACUGCCUCGAGGACGCCAACCCCUGGCAGGAGAAUAAGGACGGGGACGCAGCAGGAGAUGCGUGUGACUAUGAUAAUGACUCAGAUCGCGACGGCGUACAGGACAGCGCGGACAACUGCCCUGUUCACGCCAACAGUGACCAGGUAGACGUAGACGGCGACGGUGUCGGUGACGCCUGUGACAAGGACAGUGACAACGACGGCGUGGAGGACGACCGUGACAACUGUCCGCUUAUUCCCAACGCCGACCAGAGUGAUGAUUCCUACAACGCCGACGGCCGCGGAGACGCCUGCAGGAGGGACUUCGAUGGCGAUGGGGUGGAGGACGCUAGCGAUAACUGCUUCAGGAAUCCUACUGUGCACAAGACUGAUUUUAGGUCCCUGCAAACGGUGUCUCUGGAUCACGACCACUACAUCUUCCUUCCCGAAUGGCUCGUCUACGAUAACGGAACGGAAGUACAGCAGACUAAAAGCACCGACCCCGUUUUAGCUGUUGGUCAUCAUAACCUGGGAAAUGUCGACUACGAAGGGACUCUCUUCGUCACAGAUCAUUCGGACGAUGACUAUGUCGGAAUUGUUUUUAGUUACCAAUCCAACGCCAAGUUCUACGUCAUGACCUGGAAGAAGGAAACCCAACUCUGGAACACCUUGGCCGAGAAAGGUGUUCAGCUGAGGGCCAUUGACUCAGCCACAGGGCCAGGCCGGGAGCUGAGGAAGGCACUGUG